Molecule: messenger RNA, 1257 nt
Organism: Gastrolobium bilobum
Lineage: Eukaryota; Viridiplantae; Streptophyta; Magnoliopsida; Fabales; Fabaceae
Product: CDP-diacylglycerol--inositol 3-phosphatidyltransferase 1-like
Exons: 12
Coding region: 271-954 (227 amino acids)
Biological process (GO): phosphatidylinositol biosynthetic process
Cellular component (GO): Golgi apparatus; membrane
Molecular function (GO): CDP-diacylglycerol-inositol 3-phosphatidyltransferase activity
Source: RefSeq, a predicted model, not a curated record
AAAAGCAGCAUCCAAAAUAAACAAACGAAGGCAGUGCCACCCCAAGUUGCCAAUCACAGUUGUUCCUUCUUCCGAUCUAACCGUCUUUCCUCUUGGCAGCGCACUUCUUCCCCUCGCCGGCAUCCACCGUACUGUAUCUCCGCCGCAUUUUAGGAGCAAGCGUUGCCAGUGCACUUGUGCAAUGAAUCUUCGAUUUAGCGACUUCAAGGUGAAUAUUUGACUGGUACUCCUACACUUAUUAGUCAAGUUUUAGAAUAUAAAGAAGCUUCAAUGGCCAAGAAACCUGAACCAAGAACCAGUAAAUUGUCUGUGUACCUUUACAUUCCUAAUAUCAUUGGAUACAUCCGGGUUCUUUUAAACUGUGUUGCUUUCUCCCUAUGUUUAACAAACAAAAUUCUCUUCUCUAUUCUCUACUUUUUCAGCUUUGUAUGCGAUGCUGUGGAUGGCUGGUGUGCUCGCAGAUUCAAUCAAGUGUCAACCUUUGGAGCUGUGCUGGACAUGGUAACAGACAGAAUCAGCACUGCUUGCCUACUUGUAGUUCUCUCCCAAGUAUACAAGCCUGGCCUGAUCUUCGUGUCAUUGCUCGCCUUAGAUAUUGCCAGUCACUGGCUACAAAUGUACAGCACUUUCUUGCUGGGCAAGGCUAGUCAUAAAGAUGUUAAAGACAGCAGCAACUGGCUUUUCAAGGCAUAUUAUGGAAAUAGGAUGUUUAUGGCCUACUGUUGUGUCUCAUGCGAGGUUCUUUACUUGAUCCUGUUUUAUCUUCCGAAGAAUCAGACGGAGACCUUGGUGGAUGUUUUAUCAAGUAAUUUGCAGAAGAUAUCAUUACUUUCUUUCCUAAUUGGUGCUAGUUUAUUUGGAUGGGCAAUCAAACAAGUUAUAAAUGUCAUUCAGAUGAAGACAGCAGCAGAUAUGUGUGUGCUUUAUGACAUCGACAAAAAACACAAGCACUGAUGUUUCUUCCAUGACCAUGAAUUCCUUGCCUUUUGCUUUUAGUACCAAGUUUUGAGCUCAAAUAUUAAUAUUAGUAUCCCUGGAUGGCAAUUGAGCUGAUGAAGUGUUCAGUUUUCUAUCAUUUGUAAUGGAAGAAAUUGAACGAUGCCGAAUCAAAGAAUCUAGCUUUACAUGUAGCAAACAAAUUCUGUAGCCGAGGUCCAUUGCUUUUUUUGUUUACCCACUAUUAAUCAAGCUACAAAACAUUUGUUCAGUUCUGAAUUUAGAAUCCAUUGAAGUCUGUAUUAUCAGCUAAAGAGGAAU